Molecule: messenger RNA, 1367 nt
Organism: Prorocentrum cordatum
Lineage: Eukaryota; Dinophyceae; Prorocentrales; Prorocentraceae
Source: the annotation of a GenBank genome assembly
AUGUGCGGUGCAGGGGAGCCGCUCGGCAGACGGGGCGAGCCGGCCGGAUCGCGCUUCCUCCUCUCCCGUGGGCGCGCUGCUGCUGCGGUGUUCGAGCUGAACCGCGGGGAGAAGGCGACGAUCGGACGGGCCUUUCACAGUGACGUCGUCAUAAAGUCGAAACAGAUAUCUGGCCAUCACGUCGAGCUGUUCUUUCCUCUGGAGGCCUCUCAGCCGUCGCUGCUGCUGGCGCGCGACGUGUCUACGAACGGUACGGGAUUCCGACUUGCUCAUGACGCGGAGUUCGUGGCGUUAGACAGGGGUCGAGCGCAGCUGCUGCCUCACGGGGCUGAGCUGCUGUUGCCGCUGCGGGUGCCAGGAGCCGCGAAGGCAGAGGCGGAUGCUGCGCAGGUGCGGCUGACUGUGCGCUAUCUUCACGCCGUCGAGGGGCCGUGCAUGGCUCCGCCGCCUGACCGACGGUUGCCAGAUGCCUGGAUGGGCCCAGGCAGUGCCGGGCGAUGGCGGUACAGCGAGUGCCUCGGCGAGGGUGGCCUAGGCUUCGUGUACCUGGUCUACGACAUGGUCGGUGAUCUAGGCGCAGUGGCCCUCAAGGUGUCCAAGUGGGGCCACAAAUCGCACGGCCUGGGCGCACCGCGCGAGUCCUGGGAGGUGUACACCAUGCACCGCGAGGCGCAGUGGUCUCAGCAGUGCCUUCACAACCAGGACGACCCGCGGUACGACGCGAAGCUUGCCUCCCUGUUCGUGAGGUACCUCGAGGACCACACGGGCUUCCCGCCGCCUGCUGACCCCGCGGAGUUCCACGCGGUCCGGGCUGCGUACGAGCAGCCGGGCCUCGACUGGAGGCAGGACCCCUACGUCGUGAUGGAGCUGGCGCUCGGCGAGGUCCUGUCCAGCGCGAAGCCGGAGGAGACGUUCAGCGCCGAGGAGCGGUGCGCGGUGACUCACCAGGCCGCGGAGGCACUCGUCUACCUGGGGCGCUUCGGCCUGCUGCACCGCGACUUCCGCACCGCGAACAUCCACGUGGCACGCCGCGGGGGCCGCUGCCGCAUCAAGGUGCUCGAUCUCGGGCUGCUCAUCCGGGCAGACCCCGGGGCGGCCACCAGCACGAACGUCGCCGUGAAGGCGCUCUGGGAUCGGCGGCAGCGCGAGUACGACUGGGUGCCUCCCGAGGUCUUCGGCAGGCCGCCGCGGAACUUCGCGCUGCCCGCCCACUCCUUCGACGUCUACUCGCUGGCCGUGCUCAUCAUGAGGUUGCACGGCGGCAAGAGCUGGGCAAGGAAGGUCUUGCAGGGCCGUGCCGCCCACGACGACCGCCUGCGGCAGAGGCUGCGGGAGAAAGGCCUCGACGCGGACCAGCUGGCCGAGAU